CUCAAUAUAUCGAGAUUUUUCUCAAUAUAUUAGCAUUUUUCUCAAUAUAUCGAGAUUUUUCUCAAUAUAUCGAGAUUUUUCUCAAUAUAUCGAGAUUUUUCUCAAUAUAUUGACUUUUUUCUGUGUCCUUUUGUUUAAUCCAGCUGCGGUGAUAUGAUGAAUGUUAUUUCCGUGUAGAUGUGGUUAGCGUUAGAGUGAAGUGAAUUCAUUGCGUUUGACGCAUUUAUUAAUCUGUUUUACUGCACUCAAUAAUUAAGUGAUCGUGAGCUAGUAGCUGUACUGUCGAGCCAUCCAUUUCUUGUAUAUCAGGUAGGUAUAAAUUUAUGUAGAGGUACACAAUAUGUGCAGCAUUAUGAUCAAAUAAGUAUGUACUAUACAGAAUGACUGAGGACAAAGCUAUAUAAAUCUAAUGUACCUACUUAUUUUUGCGUUUUUCUAUAGGUAGGUAGGGUGUUUCCUAAUACAUUGACUGAUUUUUUUAGAAGGUACAAUGGAUGAUGCUGAGGUUCAUGCCGUUUAUUAUUUUUUGCUGGGAUUAUCGUACACAGAAAUAUUGGCGAUGUUGAGCUUUUGCCAUGGUUUUCACUUAAGUUUGUCGACACUAAAACGAAAACUAAAUUGCCUAGGACUAUAUAGAAAGAAGCACUUCUCAGAGCUACAUUUAGUUGUAAAUUUUAUUGAACAACAACUACAAAGUUCAGGACAGCUGCAUGGAUACCGGUGGAUGCACUUAAAAUGUAUUCAACACGGACUCACUGUAACUAGGGAAGCUGUACGAAUGAUAAUAAAUGAGCUGGAUCCAAUUGGAGUCACGUUUAGAACAAGAAAAAGACUGCGCCGCAGGAAAUAUUCAACGCGUGGACCUAACUUCGUAUGGCACGUUGAUUCUUAUGAUAAAUUGAAGCCAUAUGGAAUAGCUAUAAAUGGAGCUAUUGACGGAUUCUCUCGGCAUAUUAUGUGGUUGAAAGCUGGCAGAACUGCAAGUGACCCGAAGGUAAUAGGAGGGUACUUUUUGGAAGCCAUAGAAAAAUAUGGAGGAUGCCCAAGACGGCUACGUUCAGACCUUGGCACGGAAAAUAGGUACAUGGAGCAAUUUCAAAUAUUUUUUAGAACAUUGCCCGCAGAUAAUACGGAUGUGUGUUAUGGAGACCGAAGUUUUUUGUAUGGGACCAGUCAGGCGAACCAACGCAUAGAGUCGUGGUGGUCGAUAUUAAGGAAACAAAACGCUCAGUUUUGGAUGAACAUUUUUCAAUCACUAAAAGAAGACGGUUACUUCAGUGGAACGUAUUUGGACAAAUCAUUAAUACGAUUUUGUUUCAUGGCUAUAAUACAAAAAGAACUUGCACAAGUUGAAUUGGAAUGGAAUACACAUCGUAUAGCAGCGUCACGAAAUUCCAUAUCCCCCAAAGGUCGGCCUAUUGUGUUGUUUGAAUUGCCACAAGCGUAUUAUACACAGACCUACAUAUGCCAAGUGACCCACCAUGAUUUGAAUAUCUGUAAGCAAGAAUCCUCAUUUCUGUACUUACCCUGUGACGUCCAUGUAUACCAACUGUGUAAAUUAAUAAUGCGAGAGAAAAAUUUGCGUGAACCAUCAGAUUCGUAUGAAGCAGUGAAUUUAUACCUUACAUUAAGGGAAGAGAUUAUGUCCCAGAUUUUAUAGUUUGUAAGAAAACAUAUUUUUUUGUCAAAAUGCCACAUUCUGUGUGGAAUAGAUUCAAGAUUGUAUUAAUUUCAUCAUUCUCUGGGCUUAUGUGUAAAAGAAUGAUAAUCGUUUUUGAAAUCUGCUUUAUAAAUAUAUAAUUCUUAAUGAAUUUAGUAUGUUUGUCUACUUCGUCCCUAGAUUUAAUCAACCAACAACUCUUCUACGGAUACUUUGUAACACAUGAUAAUCUUGGAAAACAUUAGUACAGAUGUCAUAGUACCCUGCACAAGUUUUAACGUGGUACAUGUCCCCAGAAAAGUUCCAUAGGUAGUUAUGUAUGUAAGAAAAUCAAAGUUCUUUUUUGAAAGUUGUUAUACAAUGUCCUUUAAGGUUCAGAGUACGAUAGAAAGUCCAACAUAUUGUUACGAUCGAAUAUCGAGCGCUACACUUGUACGGCAGAUAACGAUUUACUCUGUAUGGAGCCACUUAAUAACAAGUGUUGGACAUACGACCCUGGAGAACACCUUACAAUAACAAUUAUUAACAACAUAAAUAAAUUGAUGAAUUAAUUAAUGUGCUUGCUUAAAUUAAAUGCAUUUGGGCAUUGAAAAACUUCCUCUAUGAUUUGGUCAAGGAGAAAUUUAACAAAUUCUAAUGGAUAACUAAUUGCAUUACGUUAACAAACAUAAAACAACAAUAAUAACCAUAAUUGU
Photinus pyralis (common eastern firefly) is the source of this 2355-nucleotide messenger RNA. RefSeq lists its product as uncharacterized. The record is from RefSeq and is a predicted model, not a curated record. The transcript is spliced from 2 exons. NCBI's taxonomy places the organism in Eukaryota, Metazoa, Arthropoda, Insecta, Coleoptera, Lampyridae. Bases 491 to 1660 code for a protein of 389 amino acids.